Molecule: messenger RNA, 705 nt
Organism: Mesorhabditis belari
Lineage: Eukaryota; Metazoa; Nematoda; Chromadorea; Rhabditida; Rhabditidae
Source: the annotation of a GenBank genome assembly
AUGAAGCUAUUGGUUUCAUAUCCGGCCACCGGCCAAAAUAAAGUGAUCGACAUCGAGGAUGAGAAGAAAAUCCGGCCAUUCUACGAGAAGCGCAUGGCGCAAGAAGUUGAGGCUGACGCUUUGGGAGACGAGUGGAAGGGCUACGUUGUCCGCAUCUCGGGAGGAAAUGACAAACAAGGAUUCCCAAUGAUGCAAGGAGUUCUCACCAACGGGCGUGUUCGACUUCUCCUCAAGAAGGGCCAGAAGUGCUACCGCCAACGCCGGACUGGAGAGCGCAAGAGAAAAUCGGUCCGUGGAUGCAUCGUUGACCAGAACCUCUCCAUCCUCAACCUUGUCGUCGUCAAGAAAGGUGAGCAAGAUAUCGAGGGACUCACCGACACCGUCAUUCCACGUGUGAAAGGACCAAAGAGGGCCACCAAGAUCAGAAAGCUCUUCAACCUUGACAAAGAAGACGAUGUUCGCAAAUAUGUUAUUCGCCACGACAAAGUUCUUAAAAAUGGAAAGACUCGCUCAAUUGCUCCCAAGAUUCAACGCCUCGUUACUCCACGUGUCCUUCAACAUCGCCGCCAAAUCAAGGCUCGCAGAGUGAAGACCCAACAACGUGAGAAGGAAGCACGUACCGCUUACUCCGUGGUUCUUGCCAAGUUCCGCGCCGAGCAAAAGGAACGCAGAAAGUCGGGAAGCAGGUCCUCUUUGUCGAAGAAA